AUGAUGUGAAACUGUCCUUCAUCGGGUCAGGCAAAACAAACCGAGGAAUUCAGCCGACCCCUAUACAUUUGUAAAUCCUUAAACCUGACUUCAUUUAAUCCAGACAUACAUCUGGUUCAUUGUUUUGUCAGAUCCUCACAAAUCCUGCUUUUAAAUCUUCCUUUUUGCGAACUAUUAAGGAAUCCCACACGGUAAAUCUGCUUUGCGUUAAUCAUUACUGCACGCUGCAUCCUGGGCUAUUUUCCUUGAAUAAGCAACUUUACUGUACUGGUACAGAGGAUCAUAUGAUUCAGUUUAAACAGCUACAAUUUACCGCUGGAAUCGCAACAAAGAAGCUUCGUUUCUGUUUUGUAGAUGGCUCAGAAGAGUUGGCACCAAUAUAUUCGAGCUACAUCUUGAUAUUUUCACAGUUAACACGCUUUGGGGUGAGGGAAUACUGUAUGUCAUUCGGCUUUGUUUUGAUGCGAGAUACAAAAAAAACAGAGUAAGCUAAGCGUUUUUUUGUUCACAAACUCCACUCAUCCAGCACAAAAAGUGCGAGCAAGGGCACUACAAGUAUUAAUGACAGUAUCUGGAAAGGAAAUACCUCAGAGGGAUAUGGCAGUGUUGUCAGAAAAAGCAAAAACUGUGGCGAAGAUGGCCGGAGGAGAGUAGCCUUCAGUAGCUCCCGGGUUACCGUCACGGUUCAUCUCCGGGCCCCGAGACUGAGAGGCUACCCGCACAGGGAGCACCGUGACAGCGGGGACAUGGACCGUGGCGACUCCAUUGAAGCACCUGCUCUGCUAUCCUUGAUUUCUCAUCCUUUUCACACCACUGACCGUUUGCCCCCCUUUGUUGACAACAUUACAACGACAAUAACCGUGAACAACCAACAUAAACGUGUGCAACAAAUGAACCGUGCUGGACUCAGAAAACAGCGGGUGUGAGGCGUGGAGACGCCGGGGCGAGGCGCAGCUCCUUCACAACGGCAGCUCGCCUACGGCAGCUGAAGAGACUUGGUACCGAAGGAGGGAGUGGCGCAUCUCACACAAGUCCCAGGGGCUGCUGCUGCUUGACGAACUGGUGGAGGCCUGGUGAACUGGGGGUAUCUUGGAGAACUGGUAGUACCAUGGUGAACUAGAGAUACCCUGGCAAGCUGUGGAGUCCUGGAGACCUGGUAGUACCGUUGUGAACUAGAGGUGCUCUGGUGAGCUGGGGGUGUCUUGGAGAACUGGUAGUACCGUUGUGAACUAGAGGUGCUCUGGUGAGCUGGGGGUGCUCUGGCCAAGUCAAGACCAUCCAGCUCUGCUGGCACACACAUGGCCAAGCCAGGCAUACUGUGCAUUGUCUCCUGGGGAGCCCCGUUGAGGCUCUCCUAACGCCAGUGGAGUCUGGACUGUAAGGCUCACCCAGUGCUCUGUGCCCUUCAGGAUUCCGACUGUGUUAGUGUUUUACAGUAUAUAAGGACCAGGCUGGUCUGCAGUCAGACGUACAGAGGCGAAAAUGGGCAAGCUACUGAUCUGUGUUGGUCUCGCACUCCUGCUGCACGUGCAGCUUGGAUAUUCCUAUGUCCUGUCAUGCUACUUCACCAACUGGGGCCAGUACAGACCAGGAGCUGGGAAAUACUUCCCUACCAAUGUCGACCCAUGCCUGUGUGACCAUCUGAUUUACGCCUUCGCUGGGAUGAGCAACAAUCAGAUUAAGACCUACGAGUGGGACGAUGUCAAGCUCUAUGGAGAGUUCAACGGCCUCAAGAACCAGAACGGAAACCUCAAGACCCUCCUGGCUAUUGGUGGCUGGAACUUUGGAACUGCUCAGUUCUCCGCCAUGGUGGCCAGCCCCAGCACCCGUCAGACCUUCAUCCAGUCGGUGAUUAAAUUCCUGAGGCAGUACGAGUUCGACGGCCUGGACCUGGACUGGGAGUAUCCCGGCUCCAGAGGCAGCCCUGCCCAGGACAAGCAGCUCUUCACCACCCUUGUCCAGGAAUUGCUGGCUGCCUUUGAGGCUGAGGCCAAGCAGACCAACCGUCCUCGUCUGAUGGUGACCGCUGCAGUGUCGGCCGGCAAGAGCACCAUCGACUCUGGAUACCAGAUCGCCCAGGUCUCCCAGUACCUGGAUUACCUGCAUGUGAUGACCUAUGACUUCCACGGCUCCUGGGAGCGUCAGACUGGUGAGAACAGCCCCCUGUACAAGGGACCUGCUGACCAGGGCAGCUACAUCUACUUCAACGUGGACUACGCCAUGAACUACUGGAAGAGCAACGGUGCUCCUGCUCAGAAACUGCUGGUUGGCUUCCCCACCUACGGACACACCUUUGUGCUGGCCAACCCCUCCAACAACGGUGUGGGAGCCCCCGCGUCUGGCCCUGGCCCUGCUGGGACCUACACCAGGCAGUCUGGCUUCUGGGCCUACUAUGAGAUCUGCACCUUCCUCAAACAGGGAGCCACUCAGGCUUGGGAUGCCCCACAGGAUGUCCCCUAUGCUUACAGUGGAAACACCUGGGUGGGCUAUGAUAACGUGAAGAGCUUCCAGAUCAAGAUCGAUUGGCUCAAGCAGAACAACUUCGGAGGAGCAAUGGUUUGGAGCCUUGACCUGGACGACUUCAGUGGCACCUUCUGUGGGCAGGGCAAAUACCCUCUGAUCAACACCCUGAGGAACGGGCUCGGGACCUCCAGCUCAGGCUGCACCCCCCUACCCCAGCCCCUGCCCCCUGUGACUCAGGCGCCCAACACUCCAGCAGGGGGUGGCGGCAGCGGAGGCGGCAGCAGUGGUGGCAGCAGCGGAGGUGGCAGCAGCGGAGGGAGUGGGAGUGGCUUCUGUGCCGGCAAAGCCAACGGCCUGUAUCCCGACGCCUCCAACAAGAACCACUUCUGGCACUGCAUGAACGGCGAGACCUACAACCAGCACUGCGCGGCCGGCCUGGUGUUCGACCCCAGCUGCUCCUGCUGCAACUGGGUCUGAGCGGCCUCGCAGCUCGAACCCCUGCCAGCCCCCCUCUCCUCCCCUGACCUUCUCCCUGACCUCGACUGACUCUCCUGUGUAAUCAGCAACCCAGCACUUAAAUUAAAGCCCUGCAA
Messenger RNA from Lepisosteus oculatus (spotted gar), 3056 nucleotides. Lineage: Eukaryota; Metazoa; Chordata; Actinopteri; Semionotiformes; Lepisosteidae. The record is from RefSeq and is a predicted model, not a curated record.